AAGCGCAUUCCUCGUACUAUUGCACCUUGGACUUUAUAUCAAUCGGAGUUUAAUUUAGUUAAAGAAAACAAACAUGGAAAAGUGGGUGCAGCUAAAUAAUCAGGCAGCCGGCAGGGAUAAAAUUGCUCGGCUCAUCCAGUAUGCGUCGCGUGCCAUGUGGGACUCACUGGAGUCCUCCAAUUGCCAUCCGGCGUUGGUGGACAACUUCAAGACAAUCGAGUAUAUCUUGAGCACAUUCCGAAAAUUGCUGCGCUUUGGCAAGGGCUUGGAUGUGUUCUAUGCUAGCUUACGUGCCAUUCACUAUCCAGAUCUGACGAUUCGGGUCACGCUGACAAUGAGCAAGAUUUCACAGGCUUUGUUCCUGCUAGCGGAUCAUUUGCUUUGGCUUGCUCGCACAGGCUUAACAGCCGUCGAUCCCAAGAAAUGGUCAAAGAUCGCCAAUAAGUAUUGGCUGUUCUCCAUUGUUAUGAAUUUAUGCCGAGACUUAUACGAGAUAAUGCGAGUCUUGGAUCUGCACAAAGCCAGCUGCAGCAGUGGCAUCUCACGCUGCAAGAUUCCAAGCCGGAUCAACACACCGGCGGACUUCAAGAGAUUGGCUCUAAAUUCAUAUGGCCUAAUGCUGGGCCACAAAGAUAUCGUUGUGGAUACGGUGAAGAAUGUGUGCGAUUUCUUUAUACCUCUGACGGCUUUGGGUUACACAAGUCUGACCCCGAGGACCAUUGGCAUCUUAGGUGCAAUUUCUUCAAUGGCUGGCCUCUGGGCUUUGCUCGAGCCAGCUGCCAAACUGACGCCCGCAUAAAUUCGGUCAGCAGAUGUAUUUAUUUAUGUAAUAUGUGAAUGUACUUGUGGCAUAAUUUGUUUGAUAUUUUGUACAUACGAUAUUUAUUAAGUUGACAAUGGAAGAUUUUAUUGAAACGAUUUUGAUGUUAUAUAAGUGUA
Molecule: messenger RNA, 939 nt
Organism: Drosophila arizonae
Lineage: Eukaryota; Metazoa; Arthropoda; Insecta; Diptera; Drosophilidae
Gene: Pex11ab
Product: peroxisomal biogenesis factor 11ab
Biological process (GO): peroxisome fission
Cellular component (GO): peroxisomal membrane
Source: RefSeq, a predicted model, not a curated record